Stegastes partitus (bicolor damselfish) is the source of this 1361-nucleotide messenger RNA. RefSeq names its product glucose-6-phosphatase catalytic subunit 1a, tandem duplicate 2 (gene g6pc1a.2). Gene Ontology annotation, cellular component: membrane. The record is from RefSeq and is a predicted model, not a curated record. Bases 25 to 1107 code for a protein of 360 amino acids. Gene Ontology annotation, biological process: gluconeogenesis; glucose 6-phosphate metabolic process. The transcript is spliced from 5 exons. NCBI's taxonomy places the organism in Eukaryota, Metazoa, Chordata, Actinopteri, Pomacentridae. Gene Ontology annotation, molecular function: glucose-6-phosphatase activity.
CUGAGAUUCCUUCCCUUCGCGACGAUGUUUGACUCAAUCAUGGACGCUCUGCAGGGCUUCGGGGUGAGCAGCACCCACUACCUGCAGACUAACUACAAAGACGCCCAGGGCUUGUUUCUGUGGGUGUCCUGGGCGGCCGACCUCAGGAACACCUUCUUCAUCUUCUUCCCGCUGUGGUUUCACCUUCGGGCUUCGGUGGGCAUCAAGCUGAUCUGGGUGGCGGUGAUCGGAGACUGGCUCAACCUGGUGUUCAAAUGGAUUCUGUUUGGAGAGAGGCCGUACUGGUGGGUUCAUGAGGCGUCUUAUUACACAAACAGCGUCGCUCCCCACAUCGAGCAGUAUCCCAUGACCUGUGAGACCGGACCAGGAAGCCCCUCUGGCCACGCCAUGGGCGCUGCAGGCGUCUACUACACCCUGGUCACCUCCAUCCUCACCAUCGUGACCAGCAAGAAGAAGUUCGGAGCCAAGAAGGCCUCCAGCCGAGACCGGUACCUGAAGGCCGUUCUGUGGACGCUGUUCUGGGGGGUCCAGGUCUGCGUCUGUCUGUCCAGAGUCUUCAUCGCCGCCCACUUCCCUCAUCAGGUCGUCGCUGGUGUGAUCACAGGUAUGAUCGUGGCCGAGGCCUUCAACAGGACUCAGUGGAUCUACAGCGCCAGCAUGAAGAAGUACUUCUACACCGUGCUCUUCCUCACCUCCUUCGCCGUGGGCUUCUACCUGCUGCUCAAGGCUGUGGGCGUCGACCUGCUGUGGACCCUGGAGAAGGCCCAGAAGUGGUGCGUCCGGCCCGAGUGGGUCCACCUGGACACGACGCCCUUCGCCAGCCUGCUGAGGAACAUGGGCACGCUGUUCGGCCUCGGCCUCGGCCUCCACUCGCCGCUCUACACCGAGACCAAGAGGAGCGGCGGCAGCGCAGUGAAGGCCGGCUGCGUCAUCAGCUCCCUGGUGCUGCUGCACCUCUUCGACUCCUUCAAGCCGCCGACGCACACCGCCGCCCUCUUCUACCUGCUGUCCUUCUGCAAGAGCGCCACGGUGCCGCUGGUCACCGUCAGCAUCAUCCCGUACUGCCUGAACAGCGCUCUGGGCCGGCAGGCCAAGAAGGCCGUCUGAGCGGCAGCCUCAUGACCCCAAAGACUCAAAGACUGGUGCUGAUCUUCAGCAGAUCAGAUGAAGCCGCAUGUGGUGGCGUUUGGACACUGAACUCUAAAAACGCUUUCCAGGACGGCCGGCGGCACUUACCAAGAACUAGAGUCCUGGAACAGAAAGUAGAGCUUCACAUGUUAUUUCAACAAUGUCUUCUUGUUUUUUAAUGUUAUAGAAAGUAUUUUUAAAAAUGUUUGGAAUAUUUUUGAAUAAAAAUCUGA